Molecule: messenger RNA, 2172 nt
Organism: Pongo pygmaeus (Bornean orangutan)
Lineage: Eukaryota; Metazoa; Chordata; Mammalia; Primates; Hominidae
Gene: OR2G6
Product: olfactory receptor family 2 subfamily G member 6
Exons: 3
Coding region: 185-1135 (316 amino acids)
Biological process (GO): G protein-coupled receptor signaling pathway
Cellular component (GO): membrane
Molecular function (GO): olfactory receptor activity; G protein-coupled receptor activity
Source: RefSeq, a predicted model, not a curated record
GGAAUCAAUCACGCAGCUGAUCCAUCAGCAAAGUCUGACAGAACAACGACAACAUCAAAAAUGAAAAAGUACAAAACUUGGCUACCAGCUUACUGGAUCUGCUACUGAAGAGAAAAACACAUGGACAGCAAAGGAUAUUAAUCACUUAGUAUUUGAAGCUGAAGUGUCCUGAAGUUGCAGGAAAAUGGAGGAAACCAACAACAGCUCUGAAAAGGGAUUUCUUCUCCUGGGAUUUUCAGAUCAGCCUCAGCUAGAGAGGUUUCUUUUUGCCAUCAUUUUGUACUUCUACAUCUUGAGCCUUCUGGGGAACACUGCCAUCAUACUAGUAUGUUGUCUGGACUCCAGACUCCACACUCCAAUGUACUUCUUCCUCAGCAACCUCUCGUGUGUGGACAUCUGCUUUACCACCAGUGUUGCCCCACAGUUGCUGGUUACCAUGAAUAAGAAAGACAAAACCAUGAGCUACGGUGGCUGUGUGGCCCAGCUCUACGUGGCCAUGGGGUUGGGCUCAUCUGAGUGUAUUCUCUUGGCCGUCAUGGCUUAUGACCGCUAUGCUGCUGUCUGCCGGCCACUGCACUACAUAGCCAUUAUGCACCCCAGGCUCUGUGCGUCUCUGGCCAGUGGAGCAUGGCUCAGCGGCCUCAUCACCUCCCUAACUCAGUGCUCCCUCACUGUGCAGCUGCCCCUCUGUGGUCAUCGCAUACUGGAUCAUAUUUUCUGUGAGGUGCCAGUGCUCAUCAAACUGGCCUGUGUGGAUACGACUUUCAACGAGGCAGAACUCUUUGUGGCCAGUGUAGUCUUUCUAAUUGUCCCGGUGUUACUCAUCUUAGUCUCCUAUGGCUUUAUCACCCAAGCUGUGUUAAGGAUAAAAUCAGCUGUGGGCCGCCAAAAGGCCUUUGGGACCUGUUCCUCUCACCUGGUUGUGGUCAUCAUUUUCUAUGGGACCAUCAUAUUCAUGUACCUUCAACCGGCCAAUAGUAGAUCCAAAAACCAGGGAAAGUUUGUUUCUCUUUUCUAUACCAUAGUCACCCUACUUUUAAACCCCAUUAUCUACACUCUGAGAAACAAAGAUGUGAAAGGGGCCUUGAGGACCCUGAUACUGGGAAAUGCUGCUGGACAAAGCCACAGGGACUAGGAAACACUGGAAUUCUAAAGAAGUGAAGCACGUCAAGGCAGAGUGAGGGUUCAUCCUCCCCAGACAUUCCUCUUGUCAAUCCCAAGCCACAGGGACUAGGAAACACUGGAAUUCUAAAGAGAAACACGCAAGGCAGCGUGAGGGUUCAUACUCCCCAAACAUUCCUCUUGUCAAUCCCAAGACCACAGGGACUAGGAAACACCUGGAAUUCUAAAGAAGGGACACACGCCAAGGCAGCAUGAGGGGUUCAUCCUCCCUAGACAUUCCUCUUGUCAAUCACAAAGCCACAGGGACUACGAAACACUGGAAUUCUGAAGAAGCGAAGCACAUCAAGGCCGCAUGAGGGUUCAUCCUCCCCAGACAUUCCUCUUGUCAGUCCCAAGACCCUAUGUUCUAUCUGGAAAAAAUUGUUUGUCCUUUGUCCACCUGCCAUCAAGGUUCAGGUAUCCAUGAUUUCUAUCUAAUGUGCCAGCCUAUCUGAUAAACUUCUACUAAUGCUUCAAAGCUCAGCUGAAAUGUCACCUACACUCGCUAGCUGUCCUGAAACACCAUCCUUCUCAUCCUUGUGCAGAAUUAACCGUUGCAUAAUGUUUCCAUAGCAGUUGAGCCACACUACCAUUUCUACAUUUCACAUUUAUAUAUAGCUUCUGUGCAUCUACAUGUGUGUGAAAAUAUAUAUAUAUGACUAGGCAAAGCAAUGUAUAUAACAGACAAAAAAUAUUUUACCAGAAUGUCAUUUUUAACUAGAGAAUGGAACCAUCCCACUCUAUUGGCUUACUUACAACAUGAGAGACACAAAUAUAAUUCAGAGUUGGGACACCUUGGUUCCACAGAAUUGUGGGAUGCAAGUAAUGACUGUCAUAUUUUAUUAAAGGAAUAAAAUAAGUAAACUUGCAUUAAGGAGGUUGAUUCAUAUAUGAAGUUAAUUCCCUUUUUUAUUGAAGUGUUUAAAAGUUGAAAGUGCCCAGAGUGUGAUGUUCCCCUUCCUGUGUCCAUGUGUUCUCAUUGUUCAAUUCCCACCUAUGAGUGAGAAUAUG